UUCCUCUUCCUGGUUUCAGUGCUGGAUGGCUGUGCUGCGCCCUGUCUCAGUCCCUGUCCUAGCUGUGCCAGGCGCUGGGCAGACUGUGCUGAUGUGGAUGUCAGUGUGCUCCAUGUGGUGGUGAGAGCCACCCUAGUCAGUAUAAUGGGUGACAUUGUGUUAGUGCUGUAGGAGUCAGGCUGCACCCUCAUUGCCAUUUCCCUGAGCAGCACUGCAUGUGUCCACUGACUGCCACCUACCUCCCUGAUCUGCUCCCACAUGGCGUGCAAGUCCAAGGUAGCUCCCAGUGUAGACUUUGACCACAGCUGCUCUGACAGUGUUGAGUACCUGACUCUGAAUUUUGGGCCAUUUGAGAGUGUGCACCGCUGGAGGAGACUUCUGCCCUGCGAUGAGUUUGUGGGAGCCAGGCGCAGCAAGCAUACCGUUGUAGCUUAUAAAGAUGCUAUCUAUGUCUUUGGAGGGGAUAAUGGGAAGAAUAUGUUAAAUGAUCUGCUGAGGUUUGAUGUCAAAGACUGUUCCUGGUGCAGGGCAUUUACUACAGGGAGCCCACCAGCACCAAGGUAUCACCAUUCUGCUGUGGUUUAUGGAAGCAGUAUGUUUGUGUUUGGGGGCUACACUGGAGACAUCUAUUCCAACUCCAACCUGAAGAAUAAGAAUGACCUUUUUGAGUACAAGUUUGGGACUGGUCUCUGGACAGAGUGGAAGGUUGAAGGAAGGCUCCCAGUAGCCCGGUCAGCACAUGGGGCCACAGUUUACAGUGAUAAACUCUGGAUCUUUGCUGGAUAUGAUGGAAAUGCAAGAUUAAAUGACAUGUGGACCAUCGGUUUGCAAGACCGUGAGGGGACCUGCUGGGAACAGAUUGAGCAAAGUGGGGAGAUCCCCCCUUCUUGCUGUAACUUCCCAGUGGCCGUUUGCAGGGACAAAAUGUUCGUCUUCUCUGGUCAGAGUGGUGCAAAAAUAACAAAUAACCUUUUCCAAUUUGAGUUUAAAGAAAAAGUCUGGAUGCGUAUCCCCACAGAGCAUUUAUUACGCGGGUCACCUCCACCUCCACAGCGUCGCUAUGGACAUACUAUGGUAGCCUUUGACCGUCAUCUUUAUGUGUUUGGGGGUGCAGCAGACAAUACGUUACCCAAUGAAUUGCACUGUUAUGAUGUGGACUCCCAGUCCUGGGAGGUUAUCCAGCCUAGCCCAGAUAGCGAGCUCCCCAGUGGCCGCCUGUUCCAUGCUGCAGCCGUUAUAUAUGAUGCGAUGUACAUAUUUGGUGGAACUGUGGACAACAAUGUUCGGAGUGGAGAGAUGUAUCGCUUUCAGUUUUCUUGUUACCCUAUGUGCACUUUACAUGAAGAUUAUGGAAGACUGUUUGAGAACCAACAGUUCUGUGAUAUAGAGUUCAUUCUAGGAGAAAAAGAGGAGCGAGUGAGGGGUCACAUUAGUAUUAUCACAGCUCGAUGUAAAUGGCUAAGGAAGAAGAUUACGCAAGCAAGAGAGAGGCAACGACAGGAAAUGAAGCCAGAUUCAGAUGAAGAAGUUCAAGGUCUGCAACCUAAACCUGAGAAUACAAGUAACCAAAUAAAAGUGUCACAGCCCAUGUUGGAAGUCACAAUUCGUGAUGCUGAAGCACGACCAUUUGAGUUGCUCAUGCAAUUUUUGUACACUGACAAAAUAAAAUAUCCACGGAAGGGUCAUGUUCAGGAUGUUCUUCUAAUCAUGGAUGUGUAUAAGUUAGCACUGCACUUUAAACUUUCCCGUCUGGAGCAACUGUGUGUUCAGUACAUAGAGGCCUCUGUUGACCUUCAGAAUGUCCUUAAUGUGUGUGAAAAUGCCAACAAACUGCAGCUGGACCAAUUAAAGGAACACUGCUUAAAUUUUGUGGUAAAGGAGUCCCACUUUAAUCAAGUGAUAAUGAUGAAAGAAUUUGAGCAUUUAUCCUCUUCACUGAUUGUGGAGAUUGUUCGUAGAAAGCAGCAGCCCCCACUUCGGAUCCACUCCGAUCAACCGGUCGAUAUAGGCACCUCUUUGGUCCAGGACAUGAAGGCAUAUUUGGAAGGAGCAGGGAGAGAUUUUUGUGACAUCACUUUGCUGCUAGAUGGACAUCCCAGACCUGCACAUAAAGCAAUCUUAGCUGCUCGAUCUAGCUAUUUUGAGGCCAUGUUUCGCUCCUUCAUGCCUGAGGAUGGACAAGUGAAUAUCUCAAUUGGAGAAAUGGUGCCUAGUAAACAGGCAUUUGAGUCUCUUCUGCGGUAUAUUUAUUACGGAGAGGUGAACAUGCCUCCUGAAGAUUCCCUCUAUUUAUUUUCUGCACCGUAUUAUUAUGGCUUUUUCAGUAACAGGCUUCAGGCGUAUUGCAGGCAAAACCUGGAGAUGAAUGUGACCGUGGAAAAUGUACUUCAGAUAUUAGAAGCCGCAGACAAGACCCAAGCUGUGGACAUGAAGAAACACUGUCUUCACAUCAUAGUCCAUCAGUUCACCAAGGUUGCCAAGCUGCCAAACCUACGGUUACUGAGUCAGCCCCUGCUCAUCAACAUAAUCGAAUCCCUGGCAAGUCACAUCUCUGACAAGCAGUGCGCCGAACUCGGCUCUGACAUCUGAAGCUCUCCUUGGAAUCCUACCAUUGAUGGCAUGGAACUGUGCUGCUAAACUUAGAAUCAUUCCUCAACUGGGUCUUCUUUUUAAUGUAACAUUGAGGACUAAGCUACAUUCACUUAGAUUAAGUGGGUCUGUUGUCAUUGGAUUUUGCACAUUAAUAACAGAGCCAAAAUGUUAACAUAGGAAAUACAUUGGGUAGUUUUAUCUUGGCAAGAGCAUACUGAAAGUCACCAUCUUAUCUCACGUUCUUGUCAACCCCGAUGAGCCACAUUUGCCCAUUGGUUAUUGUGUGUGUGUGUUCCAGUUUGGGGGGCACAUUAGGAUUUACUGCCAGAACCAGUACAGGUAACCACUAUUGUUGAAUAGUGCCAUAUGCAACUGAUGUAUGUCAAUCAAGACCAAAUGAAGCUGACGCUAAAGAUAAGGGCUUCCACCCAAAGAAGCUAGUGGUUAAUUUGGUGGCCCAUUGAUGCAUAUUUAAGUCACUAGUUUACCUGGAUUAUAACUUUAUGUUGAUGUAUAUAUUAAAGAAUGUUAUCUUCUAAAACCCAACCAUGACCGAUCCACUUAAGUUUAAAGGGGUAUACAGCAGGCAAUAUAAUGUGUGUAGUGAAAGCACAGGAUACAAAUUACUAUACACUGCCUGGGUGUGGCUUUUCAUUUUGUUUUCUUACAGUGCAUGGGAUGCCAGAGGUUCACACCCUCUGCCCUAAAGCACAUUGCAAAUAGACCUUUAGUGUACCCAUGCAUGCAUAAACACAGGUAAGUAGCCCCUCUCCUAUAACUAGCCUUACAGCACUGAAAAUCAGUACCAUUGCAGGUAAUGCUGCUUACUUUCAGACCAUUAAAAUGUUUAAAAAUUUAUUCACUAAACAGUAAAUUUUUAUGAAUUGCACAUGUAAAGGGGUAUUAUAAGCACCACCACUUUAGCCUAAUGAAGCAGUUAUGGUGUAUAGAUUAUUAUUAUUUAUAAUGACAAAUUCUGCAGUGCUGUAGAUCAUGUCCUUGCAAUCUCACUGGUCAGUUCUCUGCCAUUUAGGAGCUAAAUCACUUAUGUUUAUGCAGCUCUAGUCACAUCUCCCUGUAUGUGACUUACACAGCCUUCAUAAAUACUUCCUGUAAAGUGAGAUCUAAUAUUUACACUUCCUUUAUUGCACAUUCUGUUUAAUUUAGAAUUUCCCAUCUCCUGCUCUGUUAGGAGACUUCUGCAGGGUCUAGAAGACUAUUGUGUGUGAUUAAAGGGACAUUAUAGUCACCCUGACCACUUCAUCUCGUUGAAGUGGUCUGGAUGCAGUGUCCCUCUCCCCUUUAGUCCUGCAAAUUUAAAAUUGCUGGGAUCGGGUAAGUAUUAAAAGGGUUUUUAACCCUUUCUGUGCUAGAGGGGGCCAAAGGAACUGUAGUGUAAUCAAUACAUAUUUGUAUUACUUACACAAUAGAAUCCCUUUAAAGUUAAGUUUACAGAGCAGUUAAAGUAAAUUACAUCUAAUUGAAAAUAAAACCACUUUUUCAUGGAAGCUGUGUGAGUCACAUCCAGGAGAGGUGUGGCUAGAACUGCAGAAACAAAAGUGACAAAGCGGAUCUUCCACCAAACUUGCAAAGACCCUUGAUGGUGACAUCACCGCUGGGUGGCCAGCAAAGGUGAGUUCUACUUACUCCAACCUGAACUUUGUGGGCACCGCCAUCUUCUCACGACGGUGCUCUUUAGAGGAGCCAACGGCACUGCUGAUCUCUUGCA
Molecule: messenger RNA, 4321 nt
Organism: Pelobates fuscus (common spadefoot toad)
Lineage: Eukaryota; Metazoa; Chordata; Amphibia; Anura; Pelobatidae
Gene: LZTR1
Product: leucine zipper like post translational regulator 1
Exons: 20
Coding region: 259-2589 (776 amino acids)
Cellular component (GO): Golgi apparatus
Molecular function (GO): protein binding
Source: RefSeq, a predicted model, not a curated record